Molecule: messenger RNA, 990 nt
Organism: Moesziomyces aphidis
Lineage: Eukaryota; Fungi; Basidiomycota; Ustilaginomycetes; Ustilaginales; Ustilaginaceae
Source: the annotation of a GenBank genome assembly
AUGGAGAGGUACGACUGGCCCCUGGGUCGCGAAGACGCUACACUUCAGACGAUCUGGUCUGGUCCCACGGGACUUGGCUAUGUGAACGGCGACGUUGGCAAGGUCGCCCGAAAGCCGGUGCUCGCCUUCACUCCGGAGUCUAGGAUCAAGAAGAUCAACAACGAGUACUGUCGCUUCAAGGAGAUCGAGGAGUUCAACGCCAAGGAGAUCGAGGAGCUCAACGCUAAGCUCAACGCUCAGCGUCGUGCUGCAGGUACUGUUGGACCAGUCCGACAGUCCGGCUCAGACACCGAUAUCCCACCUGUGGGGUCGGUACCUGCAUUUUGGAGCGAUUUCGCCCUUGCGUGCGGGUGCGAAGCACGCGAACCGAAAUUGAGCGACGCUCAGCGACGAAGUGCACUCAGCCCAGAGCAGCGCAUCGGAGCACUUCGAGCGGUAGCGCUGAGUCCUGUACAGUGGAGCUCUGAUGUCGAGGCAGGCGUCGAAGGUCGUCCUGCGAGCUUCACAAGCAUAAAAAGGCCCCAUCUGAACAUUGCGUUUGAUCUCGACCCGCCAGAACCACUCUCCUCGACCAGCUGCGAUGGCUCAUCGCCUUCUUCGGUCUCGGUAAGCCUUGCUUCACACUGUACGGACGCCCGUUGGGCUGCUGCUUCGGAUUACGAAAACACCGAGACCUUCUUCCUGUCCAACACCAACAUCAACAAGGACGACGUCAAUACCCCUCGUGACUUCGUGAGCAAGAUCCCGGACAUCCAGAAUAACGACCCGCUGUGCUUCGUCGGCAAGAUCAUCGUCGGCGAGAUAUCUCGCACCUAUCCCAACACUGACCACAGGACUAUGACCAUCGUUAUGACGAUCGUCAUAGGCUUGUGGUCGGUGUCCGGAUACGUGCGAAGGAUCUCGUUCACGAUGAUCUUGCUGACGAAGUUCAGCAGUGUCGCCAUUGCCGAAGUACGCCGUGGGCAAUUGCAUCUCCUCAUCCCGUGGUGA